AUGAAGGAAGAUAGAUCUUCACCCUCCGUUGUCACCAAAUCGGAAUUCAAGACAAUGAAUGGAGUAACUAAAGCUCAAUCUACUAAGAGCCGAAGAAGCGUAGCAAACAUGAACGAGACUGCUCUAGCGAAGAAGAGAGAAAAUGACCGCAACGCUCAAAGAAACAUCAGAGAGAAGGCAAGGAAGGAAAAGACUGAAAUGGAACAGAAAAUCCAAAAGCUAGAGAGCCAGCAAAGAGGUUUCGAUGAGUUGGUAAAACGGAACGAGAAGCUGAGAGCGUUAUUAUUAAAGCAUGAUAUCGAUCCUGAUACGGAAGAAGUACUCUCACCUCGCCAAACACAACCCCUAGAGAACAUUGCACCAGAAAAGCGAAGUCUAGGGUCAUCACAAGGCUUCCCUGCUGAAGGUAUGUUGGAAGGAAUGGAAAUGGAUCGCUCUACAACCGGAUACCAAUUUCCCAUCGUUUCUCAGCCAAGUUUACAACAAGCACCUGGACUUCUACCUAUAUACAACCCAAUGGAAUCAAAUCAACUUCUAGAUUCCCCUGAGCUCACAGGGUCUCCCGCAUCAUUAUAUUCGCAUCAUUCGGCAUCUCGAACCGGUUCACCACAAAACACAGGAGCCGUCUCACCACCAUAUCCAAGUCAUCAAUCCAUGACUCCUCUGCAACAUAUGUCUCAACCCAUGUAUCCUCUCUCGAUGCCUAUUCAAUCCAUGGGAUCUAUUCCACAAAUGUCGCCACCUCAUGAUAUAUCACUCCAGCAAAAUCCUGGGUUCCAAAACACAUAUACACAAGACUGGACGUUUCCUGGGUCAGCUGGUCCAAUCUGGGACCAAACCGUCGCAUUCAGACCUAUGUCGACUUACGCUGUACCUAUGACUAUGGAAAGAAAAGAUUCAUCGACGGUACAGAAUGCACACUCUCAGGAAACACACAGUGAAGGAAGGCGUUAG
This is a messenger RNA of Botrytis sinoallii, 954 nucleotides long. RefSeq lists its product as uncharacterized. Bases 1 to 954 code for a protein of 317 amino acids. The record is from RefSeq and is a predicted model, not a curated record. The transcript is spliced from 3 exons. Lineage: Eukaryota; Fungi; Ascomycota; Leotiomycetes; Helotiales; Sclerotiniaceae.